GUGGGACUCAAUAGUAACCUAAUAACCAAUACCUACACUUGUUGUGGACAUCAGAUUACUCAACCAUGGGACAGGUCGCAACGAUUCAGAUUUUACAGGUUCGUUCAUGACUCCUGUGCAGGUCUCUGUCUUUGCGGUUAUGGGGCGUUAGUGUGAAGAGUGUAUUGGCUACAGUGAAGAUUGGCCGUGCUGAGUCCAGAUCUUCAUUUGGGGCCAAGCUGUCCUUUCUCUGCGAGUGACACCUGCUUAAAAGCUUCUUGGUUUUAAAUGUCUCUUCGUGACGUCAGCCCGUUAUCGACGAUUUCGACCAACAUGGCCGAGUUCAGAUCAGACAAAAAGCACGACUUUGACCUGGAAGUAGUCCUGGACGCCUUUAGGAAAUGCAUUCUGCCGGACGGGUCUCUCUCUCUAGACGAAUAUUUGAGAGCUUUCCACGAACUUUGCAGAUUUUUCCACUUGACAGGGAGACUGUUUGGAUUCGUGGCCAAGGACCUCGAAGGAAAAAUGAAAGCCAUCGAAGCCCGAAAGGCAGCAGACAUGGAGUCUCACUACAUCACCCUCCAGUCCAUGAUGCAGUACGAAAUUAGAGAAGGCAUGGUCCGCGCCAGGGGGCAGCACGCUUCCGGCACCAGACAGUUCUUACGUCUGCACUACGCCCUGGAGUUCAUCCUGGAGUUCAUGCGACAAUUGCGGUGCAGUGACGAGCACGCCAGGACUUCCCACAUUGCAUCAGAGGUGUACAGCAGGACUCUGUCCAAGCAUCACCCGUGGAUAACCAGGAAGCUGGCAGCACUCGCAGUCCACAUGCUGCCCUCCAAGAAGCACCUCAUUGAUGUCAUGUGCAAACAUGAUUACAACAGCGUUCAGACGCUCAUCGAUGAUGUUACAGCGGAAGGAAAUCGGAUUUACGACAUUGCCCAGAGGGCUUACGAAAACAAUAAUCUAGCAUAUUCCGUGACCAUUAUUUCAUUCAUUCUAUCAAAUCAUCUGAACAAUCAUCAUCACUAUGCUCUCCAUCAUCGUCAUAUAUGUGAUAUUUUUUAUGUCCCCCAGAUGUUAAAUUGCAGGUUAGAUGUCCUUCGCUCUUUUUACUGGUUAACUCGUUUCCAAUUGUCAUUCUGUACACUCCAAUAACAUACAUAAACAUUAUCAAUGAAACAUACAUAAACAUUAUCAAUGAAUGUCUUGUUAAAAAAUGUAAUUAUCAGAUUUGGAAGAAUAUCUUAAUAGAUUAGACUGCUUAAACUUUAAUAGUCACUGAGAACCAGAUAAUGACGGGAAAAAAAUUCAUGGAGGAAGCAUUGAAAUCUUUCACUUCUUUGGAAGAGGAGUAUGGGAAAACUUUUUUCAAAAGUAUCACAAACUGAACUAAGGAGACAAUAAGAAAGUUAUGCUCAAUUAUAAAAGUCAUAUUUUAAUACCCGCGUGCCGUGUGUUUAUUUUUGAUGAUAAACAUGAAGGAACAUUGCUUUGUCCACUGUGUUUGUGAGCAUGAAACAGAGAGAGAAAACCGAGUAAGGAGAAAUGCAGUCAGUCCCCGUUAUAACUGGCAUUUGUACAUGUUAGUAAGUUGCCACGAGGUCUAUAAAUUUUUGUUAAAAAAUGCAAUUUUACAGAUUUGUAGUAUCAAACGCGGAAACUACUUUGUACAGCUAUUAUUAUUGUGAUUAAAAUGUUGCAUGGCA
Messenger RNA from Pomacea canaliculata, 1685 nucleotides. RefSeq names its product ceramide-1-phosphate transfer protein-like. Bases 268 to 1134 code for a protein of 288 amino acids. NCBI's taxonomy places the organism in Eukaryota, Metazoa, Mollusca, Gastropoda, Architaenioglossa, Ampullariidae. The record is from RefSeq and is a predicted model, not a curated record. The transcript has 5 exons. Gene Ontology annotation, cellular component: cytoplasm; cytosol; membrane. Gene Ontology annotation, molecular function: ceramide 1-phosphate binding; ceramide 1-phosphate transfer activity. Gene Ontology annotation, biological process: intermembrane lipid transfer; ceramide transport.